AUGGUGAAGCCCGUAGUGAACGCCAAUAUGAACGCGACGCUGCGCGAGGUGGUGGGGCGUUUUGUGGGCGCUCCCCCGUCGCUCUCGCACAAGCAAAAGGUGCAGCGGCUGUACAAGCAGUCGCUCAAGACACUGGACUCGUGGGUCAUCGACCGCCGUCUGUGGAACGAAGAGGCCACGAAGAUUCGUGCCGAGUUUGACGCCCACAGGCCGCUGGACCCCGAAUCCGGCCUUGCAAAGCGCCUAGUGCGCGAGGCGCAGGAAAAGGUGGCUCACUACACGCAUCCGGACCGCUAUAUCUUCAACUACAUGCCUGGCGGCACUCUUUACAUGCGCAAUGCGCCGAUUCCACUGGACGUGUGCUUCCCGGACGGAAAGAUCCCGGACGACGUGGAGCUGUCGCCUCUGGAAGGAAUCAACAUUGACAUGACGCCGCUGCCUGCGAAGGAGACGGUGUUUGUGGACUUUUCGAAGAAAGGCUACGACUAA
This is a messenger RNA of Hyaloperonospora brassicae, 489 nucleotides long. The record is from the annotation of a GenBank genome assembly. NCBI's taxonomy places the organism in Eukaryota, Oomycota, Peronosporomycetes, Peronosporales, Peronosporaceae.